AUGGGUGGAUCGAGAGGCGGCGCGAUCCUGGCGAUCUUGGCCAUCGCGUGGGUCAAGGACCACGUGGCGGCCUUGAACGUGACCGAUCACGCGAUACACGAGGACCCGAUCGCGAACGAGGUGUCGUUCGCCAACGAGUUGCUCGACCAUCCGCACAAUAUGCCCGGCAAACCGAGCAAGUUCGACUCGAACAUGGGCCAGACGAUCGAGACCGACGACAUGUCGCGUUAUCAGAUCGAGGCGAGCGGUGCAGCGAACGCCACGAUGUCCCCUACGGAAUCGACGCGCAAGGACCUGUCGCAGAUGUUGGACAGACUGUCCGGGAUCGACGUGUACAACGUGACGGACUCCGUGCAGAUAGUACGGAACGCGGACGACGGAUUCGUCGCGAGGAGAGACGAAAAAGGUAACCCACGGACGGACGCGAGCCUACUCGAUAAAGUUCGUCGGUACGCCAGAGAACACGUAGUAAAGAUACGUCUGAGCCAGGACUUAAUUCCUGCUAGAAAAGCUAGAACCUUCUUCAACGCGUUCGGCCUGAAGAAGCUGUUCCUACCAUUGAUUUUCGGUGUGCAGAUCAUUAAGAGCAUUCUGCUCGCACUUUUCCUGCCCAGCAUCAUCGGCAGUAUCGGUAAUAUCCUUGGUAAAGGCGUUUCCUCUUUCGCGCAAUCGACGCAGACCACUGCGCAACCGGACGAGAAUUUCGAGUUCAAGGACAAUUCCGAUCUCUACAACGACGACUACCUGACGCGGCAGCCAGUAGGAACGCUACCUGCCUCGGUGAUGUACGACGAGAGCAUGAUGCAGAAAAACCCGGAAAUUUCCUCGCGUUACUCGUUCGUCGAUCCCAGAAUAACCCACGCGAACGCCAUUUCGGAUCGGUACUACACCAGACACGUGGCUGCUAACGGGCUCUCGAAAAAACAAGACUUCAAGGUCUUCCACGAGAUCCCGACGAGCUCGCUGAUGCUGACCAACUACGAUCCCUUCUAUUCUCCGUUGCUGUCGCGUCUCGACGCCGUCUUCUCGCGUCUCGGUCACACGACGGAGGGUUGCAGGGAGUACGCGGUGUGCGCGAUGUAUCGAAGCCCGGCACGAUACGCGCCGUAUUCGAACCUGGUCUCUGCCCAGCUGUCCAGGGAGCUGAACGAGCUACGGAGGCCCAGCAGCGACAAUCCCGACGUCCUCCGGUUCUUCCGGUACAUGAAGGCCGCGAAGGACGGCCAAGAUGGCGUCAAGUGCGAGGACGCGUACACGAAUUGCCCGGUAGCGCGCGAGGACGAGGCCCUCAGGCAGAAUCAGGCCAUUCUGGCGACCUACCAGGACAUCGACAAACUAGUUCACGCGAGGAAGUUGUAA
Molecule: messenger RNA, 1359 nt
Organism: Colletes gigas
Lineage: Eukaryota; Metazoa; Arthropoda; Insecta; Hymenoptera; Colletidae
Gene: Osi24
Exons: 4
Coding region: 1-1359 (452 amino acids)
Source: RefSeq, a predicted model, not a curated record